UUUCGACUGUUCGUUGUAUGCCAUUUUAUGUGCUGUGUUAAGUGUAAUUGAACGUACUUUCUGACGGAAUUUAAGAUUUCAAAAUGUUGCAUAGGUUUUCCAGUUUGGUUGGAACCCUCAAUCGCAACCAACCAGAGACCGAGGUAAAACGACGACGAUUAAAGCCAUUAAUUGAUGAAGUAGCUAAGGGAUCAACGGUAAUUACAAAUGAACGGUACCACCAACGAUCAGUAGCUGGAAGGAGCCCUUGCGUUCUGGAACUUUCUAUGACAGUUCGAAUGACAACCGGAACUACUAAGGUCAACAGAUGGAUAUUAAAGGCAAUACAAGAAAAUCCCAAGGCACCAAUGACUACAAGAUACGAUGUUCACACCAGAAUGACGAAGGAAAUAGCGAUUUGCAGUAAACUUUUCGACGCGAUCGGCGAUUAUCAAAAACGAGUAGGAAUAGAAACUACGUAUUUCAAUAGUCUAUUUCCACACAUGGUUGCAACUCGCCUUAAUCUCACGCCAACACGUUCACGACCUGAUAGAUACUGUGUUAUAAUUUAUGAUGAUUUGGAUCCACUGGGCUACCAUUUUGAAAAUGCAUGCACCGGCUUUGAUUUGCCCACCGCUGAACUGCUGGUUAAAAAUUUGGCAUUUAUGCAUGCAAUUCCCAUUGCUAUGCGUUUGAAAAAUAUAUUCCAAUUCAAAGAAUCAGUCAUGCAUAUGCUGAACGAAGUUCCUGAUGGAACAGACAUCAAAGACCAUUACAAACAGAUCUACAGGGAUAUGCGAUUGGGUUUAGAUAAUCAGCCAGAGCUUGAACCACAUAUGGAAAAAAUUCAAGCUUGGAUAGAGUUAUCUCAAAAGUUCUCUUGGACUUCUAAGGUGUAUGAUACAUUGGAUUGGUUCACCAUAUGCCAUCCUAGAUAUUCCAUUCGAAAUAUAAUGGUAAAGCGAAAUGAGGAUGGUAUGCCUACAGAGAGUAAAAUAUUGGAACCACAUCGUUUGGAGUUCAAUACAGGUGUCAAAGAUUUGGUUUAUUUCAUGUGCACCAGCAUAGGGACAGCGCUUUUACGAGAUCACUUUGAUGAUAUCAUUGAUGUUUAUCACGAUCACUUUAUAACAAUACUACUACAGCACAACGUUGAGAUUGAGCAAAUAGAAAGGUUUAGUAAGGAAAAGCUUAUGAACGAAUUGAAUGCUAUGGCACCCUAUACGCUAGCUGACAUCUUAUAUACAUUGAGAACUAUAAUUUGUGAUGGGUUUGACGCCAAAGGCGAGCCUAUUCUAGACCGAGAUUAUCGAGUUAAGUUUAAAGAUAUCAUACUGUUGUUCAUUGCGAAGCAAUGGAUUACAGAAAUUCCUACAGAUCCCCGGCCUCCAGGCGGUCCACAGCCUCCAGGUGAGCCUCCGCGUCAAGGCGAUCCACAAGGUGCAGCCGAGAUACAAAUUGAAGGCGCUCAACAAGCUCUAGCCCAGCUACUGAUUGGAGGUGAUUUACUAGCUCCAGACCAGCUACAGAUUCACGGCGAACAACAGGGUGCGGCUGCGCUACAGCUUGAAGACGACCCACUGCCUUCAUGCUCCGAAAUGCAAUCAUUUUCUGAAUACCCGCCGACUUUAUGCUCGCCGUCCACACGCUCAUUCAUCUAAAGCCUGCUACACGGGUAAAAGCUUAUUGACUAGAUAUGUAGGUGAUUCCAAUACAGAUAUUUUAUACAAGACACUAAAUCAUUUAAAGCGACCAAAAUAUAUUCCAAUCAAAAUUUAAUUGCGAUUUGAAAAAUUUUAACCGACAAAACUCUUCUACUUAGAAAGUAAUUGUGACCAUUUGUGAAUUUUAUGUAUCUUGUUAUUUUAAACUCGUGGAUGUAACAUGCUAUUUGCUCUCUUUGUGUGUGUAGAUUUACAUUUUAAAAUUCUUUUAGGAACGUGUCAAUUUAAUGUGAACAUUCAUUAAUAUAAAAUUCAUAUUAAUAAAUUAUUUUAAUUAAAUUGACAAAAAUGUAA
Molecule: messenger RNA, 1997 nt
Organism: Dendroctonus ponderosae (mountain pine beetle)
Lineage: Eukaryota; Metazoa; Arthropoda; Insecta; Coleoptera; Curculionidae
Exons: 2
Coding region: 84-1640 (518 amino acids)
Source: RefSeq, a predicted model, not a curated record